CGUCUUGCGCACAGUGUCCUUCGAGACGUAGACAGAGCGAAAACAUAGGAAAAACAAAAGAGUUCUCACCCGCUUGCCCCCAGUGUGCAAACCCGAGAGUUGGCUGACGUGGCCCAGUACCGAUGGAAGAGCCGACGCCGGAGCUCGAACUCCCAGGUUUCCGCUUCCACCCCACCGAAGAGGAGCUCCUCGAUUUCUAUCUCCGGAACAUGAUUUCCAACAAGAAGCUGCGGUUCGACGUGAUCGGGUUCUUGAACAUCUACAACUACGACCCGCGGGAAUUGCCCGGACUGGCGAAGAUUGGCGAAAGAGAGUGGUACUUCUUUGUGCCGAGAGAUAGGAAGCACGGGAGCGGCGGUCGGCCGAACCGGACCACCAAGCACGGCUUCUGGAAGGCCACCGGCUCGGACCGGAAGAUUGUGAGCCUGUCGGACCACAAGAGGGUACUCGGCCUGAGAAAGACCCUCGUGUUCUACGAGGGCAGGGCGCCGCGAGGAAGCAAGACAGAUUGGGUCAUGAACGAGUACAGAUUGCCCGAUGACUCAUCGCCCAAGGAAAUGGUCCUGUGCAAGAUAUACAGGAAGGCCACCUCCCUGAAAGUGCUGGAGCAGAGAGCGGCGAUGGAGGAAGGCAUGAAUAAGGCCGUCCCUACUGCCUCUGCUCACCCCUCUCCUCCAUCUCCGUUCUCACCGAUGGAGACCCCCUCGUCCUUCUCCACUCAGCCGUCAAUGAACACGUCUAACAUUGUGCUCAAGCAGGAACUACUGGAGGGAGAAGAUGAGCAGGAAGUACAGGGUUUCAUCACAAGCCCAGCACAAGAUUAUGACAUGAACAAGGUGGUGACCAAAGCGUCGUCCUCUUCACUGCAAAUGCCAACUGGGAAGGAGAAAUUGCCGGAGCUGCAAGUGCCCAAGAUGCCUGUGGACUGGACACAGGACAGCUUCUGGACUCAGUUCAACAGCCCCUGGCUUCAGAGCUUGAACACCCCUUACGCCAACAUUCUGAACUUCUAAUUCGUUGAUAGACACGAGUUUAAUUCAAAGCCCAGUGGUUCUAGAUUGUUAAGAGUGUUCCACAUCGCUUGUCUACGGGCACCCUCGAGUCAGACUUUCGGGGAGCUGCGCACGAAUCACCUCUAUCUAACAGUGUCGUCGCACAAUGUUUAUGCUCCAAUAAGUGAGGAGCCUCUCAUGCUUAGGUUAGUGCUAGGAAGAGCUCAGCUUGGCUGUACAAUCCAUCGUAACAACUUCUGUCGCGAAUCGAAUCAAAUUGGGAUUCCCUCCUUUUUCCCUUAA
This is a messenger RNA of Rhodamnia argentea, 1295 nucleotides long. Its product is annotated as NAC domain-containing protein 6. Gene Ontology annotation, molecular function: DNA binding. The transcript is spliced from 3 exons. The record is from RefSeq and is a predicted model, not a curated record. The coding region runs from base 123 to 1013 and encodes 296 amino acids. Lineage: Eukaryota; Viridiplantae; Streptophyta; Magnoliopsida; Myrtales; Myrtaceae. Gene Ontology annotation, biological process: regulation of DNA-templated transcription.